Molecule: messenger RNA, 1075 nt
Organism: Sitophilus oryzae (rice weevil)
Lineage: Eukaryota; Metazoa; Arthropoda; Insecta; Coleoptera; Curculionidae
Product: short stature homeobox protein 2-like
Exons: 5
Coding region: 112-858 (248 amino acids)
Biological process (GO): regulation of transcription by RNA polymerase II
Cellular component (GO): nucleus
Molecular function (GO): DNA-binding transcription factor activity, RNA polymerase II-specific; sequence-specific double-stranded DNA binding
Source: RefSeq, a predicted model, not a curated record
UUUUAUUAACUAUUGCAAAAGAACGCGAAAAAUGUGUAAUUUAAGAGUUUCUCGACGACAGACAUCAGUACAGCAGUAAUUUCUCACCUAUUUAACGUUUGGGUGGUAAAAAUGAAUAAAUAUGCUUCCAAACAAUGGAAAAACAAGUCUUCAGAUAUCAUAGACUCUAGAGAAGACUCACACCUAGAUGAUGUGCAGUCUAUGACAAGACAUCCAUCGCCUCUUCUAAACUCAUCAAAAGCGACCACUAAACAAAGAAGAUCAAGAACGAAUUUCACUUUGGAACAACUGAACGAAUUGGAAAGACUGUUCGACGAGACGCAUUAUCCAGAUGCUUUCAUGAGAGAAGAACUAAGUCAGAGGCUUGGAUUAAGUGAAGCAAGAGUUCAGGUUUGGUUUCAAAACAGACGAGCUAAAUGCAGAAAACACGAGAACCAAAUACAAAAAGCAUCCUCUAAAUUGACAGGUAUCAUGAUGAACAACCAGAGCCCGCCCUCAAGUACGCCAUUGGAACCUUGUCGAGUGAUCCCUUACAUGAACGUUCCAGCAUUGAGGGGUUUAGCCAUUACCCCUGGUUCGGUGGCUUUACCAAACUAUGACAGACUGUCGUCGGCAUCGUUUUCUCAACAAGGGACGGCUUUUUCAGCUAUCAAUUCAGCUUUCAUUUCUGCAGCACAUCAGUACGCCGCUGCUGUAGCUGUAGGAAAUACGCCCAGUAUACUGUGCCCCCAGUACCCCUUAGAGUUGGCCGCACUGGCGGUGGCACAUAAGAACUCCAGCAUUGCUGACUUACGAUUAAAAGCUAGGAAACACGCUGAAGCACUAGGCCUAUCUUUCCGAGAAAAGCCUCAGCAAUAGUGUUUAAGAAACUUAUUUUUUCACAUUAUCUAAAACAUUACGCAAAAAUCUAAAACAAACGUACUCAAAAAUAAAAACGGAAACAACAAUAAUUUCUCUUUAGAUUUUUGGGCGAUUCCUUCUUAAACAUUCAUUGUUUCAAACUUAAUUUUCCUGUGAUAUUUAUUUAAUAUGUUUGUGUAGGUAUAUUCUUUUCUAUAAUAUGGUAAGAUAGAAA